AUGGGCGAUUCUGGGGCAAGAAGUAAACUACCUGCGGGUUACAAGCAGGGAGUUUCAAGACCUUUCUACUCCACGUUUGUCGAUCUGCAAUUGCUAAAGAAUGGCAAGGUUUCACGAAAGGACAAACUUUUUAUGCUAAUCCUAGUGGCUGUUGGAAUCAUAGUCCGAGCAUACAAGUUACCCACUCCUCCACGAGCGGUAUUCGAUGAAGUCCAUUACCUAGGCUACGCACUGGACUACCUUCAUGGUGACUUUUUCGUUGAUGUCCAUCCUCCUUUGGCCAAAUUGAUAUUUUAUUGGAUUACGUUAUUCCUCUCUCCAGGAGCGAAUGCUGAUACUCUUAAGGUUGGAGACAAAUUUGAUCCAAGUUUACCUUAUGUGGCCCUUCGUUUGUUUCCCGUGGUAUGUGGAAUACUCGCAAUUGUGUUAUCAUAUCGUCUACUUCGUGUUUCAGGAUGCAGAAGUUGGAUCUCGUUUACGGGAGCCUUCUUGGUAGCCAUUGAAAACUCGUUAGUGACGCAAUCGCGGUUGAUUUUGAUCGACGCUCCAUUGAUAUUCGCUAUCAGUCUUACAGUGUUUGCAAUUCAAAAGGCUGAUUUGGUAACUCCAUUCACGAGGAAGUGGUACCAGUUUAUAAUAGUAGCUGGUUUGGGGCUUGGAGCUGCCAUGUCUAUCAAAUGGGUGGGCUUUUUCACAGCAGCUUGGGUUGCCUGUAUAAGUGUUCUGCAAUUGUGGAAUUUGCUUGGUGAUCUCGAUGUAUCAGACCGUAAAUGGUUUGCACAUCUAGGUGUAAGACUUGGUGCCUUCGUAGCAUUGCCACUUACAAUCUACUGCAGUUUGUUUGCGGUUCAUUUCCACCUUCUUCCUUACGGUGGUCUGGCCUCUGGAAUGCUUUCUCCAAGUUUUCAAGCUACUUUCAAAGACGCUACCCAAGCGAUGCCUGUUCAAGUUCUCUAUGGAAGCACUGUGACUAUCAAGCAUAACAGUUUAGACUUCUAUCUCCAUUCGCACAAUUUUACAUACAAGGGUGGAUCUGGAGAGCAGCAGGUAACUUUGUAUGGGCAGUCUUUUGACGGGAAUAAUGAAUGGAUAAUUGAGACACAAAACAAAACACCUGAGGGAGCUUUACAAAAGGAUUAUAAAGAAGUUAAGGAUGGUGAUGUGGUACGAUUAUACCAUAAAUUUACAGGCAAGUAUCUCCAUGUCAAUGAUGUGAGACCUCCAAUUUCGGAGCAUGACUACUCCAACGAAGUUUCGUGUGCUGGUGAUCGCGAUUUGUUGGGAGAUUCCAACUAUGAGUUCACCAUAAGAAUUCUUGCUAAAAAGUCCCACUCGAAAAACGAUUUACCCAUGAUAAAGCUUCGUGCUACAGAGACCAUAUUUCAGUUGAUACACCGAGGUACUCUGUGUGUUGUUAUGAGCCACAAGGAUAAGCUACCAGAAUGGGGCCACUUUCAGAACGAGGUUCUUUGUGUUGACGAGCCCACGAUUCCUAAUACCAUGUGGUAUGUGGCGUCCAACUCGCACCCACUCACAGAUAACGAUGACAAGUACGAACGGGUACACUAUAAAAAUCUCACAUUUUUUGACAAAUUGUGGGAGUAUCAUGUUGUCAUGUGGAGAGUAAACGCAGGGCUCUCUGGAAAGAAACAUCCAUAUGCGUCGACCCCCGAGUCAUGGCCCUUUUUGACCAGAGGAAUCAACUAUUUUACACAUAGAUCGGCUCGUGGUGGAAAUAACUCUGACGAGCUGGGGCUGCAUAUCUAUCUUAUUGGAAACCCUGUCAUCUACAUUGCUGCUUUCAUCACCAUCAUCAUUGUGGUAUUUUCCAAAGGUCUAUACUUGAUCAUUGCCUUGAAUCCAUUCAAGAUCCCAGAUCAAAAUGCAACCCAAGAAAUUUACCAUCGAAGCAGUUUCCGAUUCUUGAUGGGAUGGGUACUACACUAUUUUCCAUAUUUCUGGAUGACCCGUGAGUUGUACAUGCACCAUUAUUUGGUACCUUUGUACUUUUCGGUUCUUCUACUUGUUCAAUUUGCAGAGUACCAAGUGAGCCAAAGAAGAUGGGUGGGAUAUGCUGUUUUGGCCUCGAUUGUGGCAGGCAGUAUUUACUACUUUAUCAGGUUGCUCCCUAUUAUCUACGGCACUGCGUGGACUCGGGAAGGAUGUCUUGGUGCCAGAGGUAUUUGGGAUUUCGAUUGCAGUGUUUUUGAGUAG
This is a messenger RNA of Meyerozyma guilliermondii ATCC 6260, 2214 nucleotides long. RefSeq names its product putative dolichyl-phosphate-mannose--protein mannosyltransferase (gene PMT5). Gene Ontology annotation, molecular function: dolichyl-phosphate-mannose-protein mannosyltransferase activity. The record is from RefSeq and is a predicted model, not a curated record. Gene Ontology annotation, biological process: protein O-linked glycosylation via mannose. Bases 1 to 2214 code for a protein of 737 amino acids. NCBI's taxonomy places the organism in Eukaryota, Fungi, Ascomycota, Pichiomycetes, Serinales, Debaryomycetaceae. Gene Ontology annotation, cellular component: endoplasmic reticulum; membrane. The transcript has a single exon.